GCUCGCGUGGGACCGCAGCCGCGCAGCGGACGUGUCGCGAGUCUUCGAUUUGUCGCAGCAGGGGUGUUCGAGCUCUGAGCUCUGCGCAGCCUGGUUCUGGGUUCGGUCCAACAAAAUUGUAUCGACAUGAACAUCGCGCAUCCAUUGCAACCUUGCGCCCAACAUGUAUAUCCUUAAGCCCUCGUGGCUGCGGCAUAGCGGGGAGCAGAAGGAUUUUGAGGUUUACAGCUGCCACAUCUCGCCCGAUGGCUCGAGACUAGCGACCGCUGGCGGAGAUGGCCACGUCCGGAUCUGGUCGACCGAGGCCAUCCUCAAUGCCACUGACCCGGCAUACGACAAGCCGCGACAGCUCUGCCACAUGAGCCACCACUUAGGCACCAUCCACUCUGUCCGAUUUUCGCCGAACGGCCGCUACCUCGCAUCCGGCGCCGACGACCGAGUGAUCUGCAUCUACCAGCUAGACAGCAAUCCGCCUUCCCUCGCGGCAACAUUCGGCACAAACGAGCCGCCGCCGGUUGAGAAUUGGAAGACACACAAACGCCUCGUUGGCCACGAUAGCGACGUCCAGGACCUCGCGUGGUCCUAUGACAACUCAAUUCUCGUCUCUGUGGGCCUCGACUCAAAGGUGGUGGUUUGGUCCGGUCACACGUUUGAGAAGCUGAAGACCAUUUCCGCGCACCAAAGCCACGUCAAGGGAAUCACAUUCGACCCGGCAAACAAGUUCUUCGCUACAGCGGGCGACGACCGGCACAUCAAGAUCUUCCGCUUUACUCCACCGCCCCCGAACGCGACCCAGCAUGACAUGGUGAACAACUUCGUCCUCGAGACCACUAUCAGCGCGCCCUUCAAGAGCUCGCCGCUUACAACAUACUUCCGGAGAUGCAGCUGGUCCCCGGACGGCAACCACAUCGCCGCGGCCAACGCGGUGAACGGCCCCGUGAGCAGUGUCGCCAUCAUCGAACGCACCAGAUGGGACAGCGAGAUCAACCUCAUCGGCCACGAAGCCCCUACAGAAGUCUGCAUGUUCUCUCCGCGGCUGUUCCACACGCAGAAACCAAGUGGCAAUGCAUCAGGAGAUCGGUCUUCCUCGAGCCUCGUGACAGUCAUUGCCUCCGCAGGACAGGACAAGACGCUGAGCAUCUGGAAUACCAACUCCUCAAGGCCGGUCGUCAUCUUGCAGGACGUAGCAUCCAAGUCCAUCUCCGACCUCGCUUGGACCCCGGACGGCCAGACCCUGUUUACCUCGAGCUUAGAUGGCAGCAUCGUUGCUGUCAGGUUUGAGGAGGGCGAGCUCGGUUGGGUUGCGACCUCCGAGGAGAACGACAAGGCGCUCCAGAAGUUCGGCGGGUCGAGGAAGGGCAUGGGAAUCCCCGAGGACGUCGACGGUCUGCACCUCGAGGAUCACAGCAAGGCAGGAGAGCUGCGCGGGGCGGAGUCGAGGAUGGGCGCCCUUAUGGGAGACUUCCAACCUGCCGACAAGAGCGAGACCCCCAUCACGAACGGCUCGAAGUCGACGCCCAAGGAGGGCGGGGCGCAUGACUCUGCGGGACCACAGGCGAGCAAGGAGGCCCCCAAGACAGCCCCCGCGGAGGAGAGCGCCGAGAAGACGGCGGCGAGGAUAGCCGAACUAAAAUCACGGGUGCAGGUUACCAAGGACGGAAAGAAGAGGGUCGCUCCGCUGCUGGUCUCGUCGUCGGCCACCGGCCUAUUAUCGUUACCCCAGUCGCAGCUGGUCGGCGCCAAGUCCACGAAAUCGACGCAGAACGAGACGCCACAGACGACUCUCGAUCUGUCGAAGCCAUUUCAUGGGCUGCCCAAGGGCGGUAUCGUCUCCAUGCUCCUUGGUAACAAGAGAAAGCCUGUUGCAACGGAGGGCGAGGACGAGGAAGCACCUGCAGCCAAGCGCCCAUCGGCCGGUCCUAUCCCGGUUGUGGUUGACACGGUGGACGGCUUAGAACCGGCUUCUUCAGUACAAGGCGCCUCUGCUCAAGGCCCUGCGCCUACACCGGAGUACCUCCGUCCUGCCAUCACAAACCCGGCCCUUCUGUGCUCCCAGGUCAGGUUAGCCGUCCCCAAGGUUCGGUCCCAUAUCCUCAGACCGCUCGAGAGAGGCGUUCUUCAGGGCGAGUCCAGCCUCGAGGACGCCUCCAAAGUGCCGGAAAACAUCAUUCUCGAAGCUAGAAACCCCGUCAGGCCGCGCGAGCCCUCCCGCAUCGCAGCCACCAAACGCGGCGCUCUCCUGUGGCAGGAUUUCCUUCCACGGGCCAUCCUCCUCGUCACGGGGUCCAAGUACUUCUGGGCUGCCGCGUGCGAGGACGGCUCCGUCCACACCUGGACACCCGCCGGUCGCAGGCUUCUGAACGGCAUCAUCCUCGACUCCCAGCCCGUCGUCCUCGAGUCUCGCGGGCACUGGCUCCUCUGCAUCUCCUCCGUCGGCCUCUGCCACGUCUUCAACAUGAAGACCAUGUCCGCCGCCCACCCGCCGGUCUCCCUGGCUCCGAUCCUCGACAUUGCCAUCACCCCGCUGUCUCUCGAGGGCCCGACCCCGGGUCCGGGCAUCACCUCUGCGCACCUCAACAGCGUCGGCGCCAUCAUCGUCACGCUCAGCAACGGCGACGGCUACUACUACUCGUCGACCAUGUACGCCUGGCAGCGCCUGAGCGAGUCGUGGUGGGCGCUGGGCAGCCAGUACUGGAACAGCAACGACUCGUCCAUCAGCGCGCUCUCUUCGACGGCGGUCGGGCCAGUCGCCGGCCCAAGUAAGAAGGGGUCGGACAAGGCGUCCGGAGAGGACGAGGUCAGUGUGUCGGCCGGCAUCAUACCCUUCCUGGAGCGGCACACCACGACCGAGUUCCUGCUCAAGGGCCGCGCCUACACCCUGCAGCGGCUCAUCAAGACCCUGCUGUCCAAGGACGGGUACGAAGGUCUCGAGAGCACCGUCAGCGUGGCGCACCUGGAGAAUCGCAUCGCGGGCGCCCUGGCCCUCGGCGCGAAGGAGGAGUUCAGGUUGUAUCUGUUCAUGUACGCGAAGCGUAUCGGCGCCGAGGGCCUGCGGGGCAAGGUUGAGGAGUUGCUGAAUAGCUUGACUGGAGGGGUGUUGCAAGAGAAAGGGGGCGAUGCCAAGGAUGGCGGCGACGGCAGGGGGUGGUUUAGCAAGGAAGAGACGCUGUGCGGGUGGGACAGGAGGGAGCUGCUCAAGGGGGUGGUGCUGAUCUUGGGCAAGUUCCGCGACCUCCAGCGGCUAACCGUCCAAUACGCCCGCAUCCUGGGCCUGACUGCGAAUGACGAGGACGGCGGCGAGCGCGAAACAGAGGGAAUGGAUGUGGAGUAGCGGGAUUGCUCGCCGGACAUGACGUUCAGUUGCUCUGUCCGCCUCGCAUAGCCCGCAUCUAACGGCCUCCCCUCUCCCUCUGCAUGCAGCUGGCAGCUCUCUACGCCCGUCCCUGCCCGAGGAAAGCCCCACGCACCCCUCGCCCAAACAAGGCGCGACGGCAAACCUCGACAAUGACAGCGACAGCGACAUCCUGGGCAUUAAGGAAGCCUCGCCCGGCCAGCUGCUUACCGCGGGU
This is a messenger RNA of Thermothielavioides terrestris NRRL 8126, 3569 nucleotides long. RefSeq lists its product as uncharacterized. Gene Ontology annotation, biological process: DNA-templated transcription; regulation of DNA-templated transcription; chromatin remodeling. Gene Ontology annotation, molecular function: protein binding; nucleosome binding. The transcript is spliced from 5 exons. Lineage: Eukaryota; Fungi; Ascomycota; Sordariomycetes; Sordariales; Chaetomiaceae. Gene Ontology annotation, cellular component: HIR complex; nucleus. The record is from RefSeq and is a predicted model, not a curated record. The coding region runs from base 164 to 3331 and encodes 1055 amino acids.